Messenger RNA from Trichomonas vaginalis G3, 1077 nucleotides. RefSeq lists its product as uncharacterized. Lineage: Eukaryota; Parabasalia; Trichomonadida; Trichomonadidae. Bases 1 to 1077 code for a protein of 358 amino acids. The record is from RefSeq and is a predicted model, not a curated record. The transcript has a single exon.
AUGUUACGAACAUAUCAAGCAAAGGAUUGGUUUUUCCACCAUGUUGGUUUUAGCGAAAGGAUCGAUAAUAUUUAUAAAUACAUGAAAUUGAAAGAUGAUGGCUAUUUCCAGGAAGUUGAAUCUAAAAUUAACGGUAAAAAAUACGGCUGCGGUCAUUUCAGUAUUAGAGACAUUAAAUCAUUUAACUGUAAACCACGUGGGAAAGGAAGAUUCAACAUUAUUCGAGGUAACAGGACUAAAUCUACGAAACUGGAAUUAGUUGAUGUGAUGAAGAUGCAAAACCUUCGAGAUUUCAAUGGAUCAACAUUCCAAUGUGCAUCGAACUUCAAUUGUCUUGAGUUUGCUUCACAUCUUGAGUCUCCUUCGUCAGGAAUUUCGAGAUAUUCCACUGAUUUUACACAAGGACCGACUCUUUCUGUUUCAUCUUUUGGUGCUUUGCUGUACAGAAAUUAUUUUGUUGACCAUGAAGGUCAUAAAGGCCAACUAUCUCAUGAUAUCAAUUUAUUGUCUAGAACCCCUUUAAAAGUCAUCAAAGGAAAAGUUUUCUUGAACACAAAAGAAGAAAUUUCUAAAUUGAACGAAUUUGAUUUUCGUGACGAAAACAAUUAUCAAAUUGGUGUUCAUGAGAAAGUUCAGAUCACAACAGAUAGAGUUAAAGGUCAUGAAUAUAAAGAUAGUGAACGAAAUCAGUUUGUUAACCAACUCUUCUGUUCUUCGUAUUCAUUUGGAGAUUAUUGUGACAUUAAUAACAAAAAUGUCAUAUCAUCAUUAGAAAAUUUGCUUAAAACAGAGUAUAAACUAAGUAUAUUGAGCGGCAUUGAGAACUCUAUAAAAUAUCGUAUGCUGCAAGGAAGUGAUAAACUUGUUCUAACAUGUCUUGGUGUUGGAUAUUUCAACAAUCCACCAGAAUUGAUUUGUCGAUCAAUCAAAGCAAAUCGAGAACUUAUUCACGAAAGUGGUCUUGAUGUUUAUCUUGUUUGCUUCAGUGAUGAUGACCAAAGAGGAUUCAAAUCUGUUUAUCCUCAUCUCGUAGAUUUAGUUUCUGAAACAAAAGGUGAAAUUAUAUCUGCAUUCUAG